CCGCACCAAGCCAAGAGGGAGGAGGUAAGAAAAAAAAAAAAAGAAGGCACCUCAAGGCUCACACUCAAAAAAUCCAACGCCCGCGCCCGCGCCCUCAGGUCGUCUCCCCAAAAGUUACUGAUUGCGCACCGCGCCUAAAGGCCCCCGCCCAUUUAUAAAAACAAGCCCCAUCCCCUCCACGCACGCGCUCCCCCAUCACCCUCUCGUUCCGGAUCUCUUCAUCUCUUGCCUCUCUCAGUCACCACAACGCGUCGAUUUAAUUCUCGCAACUUUUCUCAAAGUACACCCGUCUUCAAACCGACUUCAAUCGACAUUUCGAUUGGAUCCUGCUUCAUAGCAAACCUUUCCGCUUCACGCAUCCACACAACCCCCCAAAACAAUCACAAUGCCUCCCAAGAAGACCGAGGGCGCCGCUGCUGCCCCCAGCAAGAAGUCCACCCACGCCAGCUACCAGGACAUGAUCACUGAUGCCAUCGUUGCUCUCAAGGACCGUAACGGAUCUUCCCGCCAGUCCCUGAAGAAGUACGUCAAGGCCAACAACCAGAUCAACACCGUCAGCGACAACAUGUUCGACUCUCUCUUCAACAAGGCCCUCCGCGCCGGUGUUGAGAAGGGUGUCUUCGAGCAGCCCAAGGGUACGUCACCGCCUCUGUCGGUACAACCUUGAAGCAAUACUAAUAUUCCUCAAGGUCCCUCCGGUGGUACCAAGCUCGCCAAGAAGGCGCCUAAGCCCGCUGAGAAGAAGGCCCCCGCAAAGAAGGAGGCCAAGGAGCCUAAGGAGAAGAAGGCUGCUGCGAAGAAGGAAACCAAGGAGCCCAAGGAGAAGAAGGCUGCCGCUCCCAAGAAGGCCGCCGCCAAGAAGGAGACCAAGGAAGCCAAGGAGCCCAAGGAGAAGAAGGCCGCUGCCCCCAAGAAGGCUGCUGCUGAGAAGAAGACCAAGGAGGCAAAGGAGCCCAAGGAGAAGAAG
Colletotrichum acutatum is the source of this 967-nucleotide messenger RNA. RefSeq lists its product as uncharacterized. Bases 386 to 667 code for a protein of 93 amino acids. Gene Ontology annotation, biological process: chromosome condensation; nucleosome assembly; negative regulation of DNA recombination. Gene Ontology annotation, cellular component: nucleosome; nucleus. Lineage: Eukaryota; Fungi; Ascomycota; Sordariomycetes; Glomerellales; Glomerellaceae. The record is from RefSeq and is a predicted model, not a curated record. The transcript is spliced from 5 exons. Gene Ontology annotation, molecular function: nucleosomal DNA binding; double-stranded DNA binding; structural constituent of chromatin.